AAUGUGACUGUUGGUUGGAACCCUCCUUCUGAGACUGGUGGUAGAGAUGACCUCACCUACACAGUGACCAUCUCAACUCCGGCCCAGCUCUCUGCUACUGUCCUCACAUCCACCUCUGUCACUGUGACUGCUCAAUACAAUGUGGACUACACUGUCAGUGUUGUGGCUACCAACUGUGCUGGGAAUAGUACAACUGUUGAGUACAACUUCAGGAUUGGUGGCUGUCCUGUGCUGACAAACCCCACAAAUGGAAUGGUUGGACCAGUUUCCAGCAGAUUGCCAGGAUCAACAGUAACCAUCCAGUGUGAUGCAGGGUAUGUGUCUCCCGUGAUGAUGGUGACAUGUGAUGACAGUACACUGAUGUGGAGCCCAAACGCUGAAACUAUCGAGUGUGGUCCAUUGAAACUAACCCAGGCUCCUCCAACAACUGAUCUAGCUCUUCUAAUGAACUGUACAGCUCCAUCUCUCGCUCUAUUUACUGGCACUGACCUUGGCAUUGCUGUUUCCAUUAGUGUGGUUUUCACUGCAGUUCUGUUCACAAUCAUUGGAUUCCUCGCUCGGCUCCUAGUGACCCAUUUUUGCCAUCGUAAGAAAGCAAUGUACUCCCCGGCAGCUGAUGGACAAGCUAACACAAGAUCCACUGCACCAGUUGGUCCUGUUUAUGAGGAGGUGUCACCCAAAGAGGAGAUUGAACUAAACACUAACCAUGCGUAUGGACCAGUAGGAUUGUGAAACUUAUUUGCUCUUUUUAUUAGCAAUAAUUUAACAGCAUCCCACAAUUAAGUGACAAUCAUUACAUUAUCAGGCCUCCCUUUAUGUUU
Halichondria panicea is the source of this 821-nucleotide messenger RNA. RefSeq lists its product as uncharacterized. Lineage: Eukaryota; Metazoa; Porifera; Demospongiae; Suberitida; Halichondriidae. The transcript is spliced from 3 exons. Bases 253 to 732 code for a protein of 159 amino acids. The record is from RefSeq and is a predicted model, not a curated record.